CGUCCGCCCCUCCCCUGCUCCUAUCCCUCCCUUCUCCCUCCAAUAAUUUCUUUCCCGUCCUCCCGCAAAGCCCACCCCGCAGCAGAAAGGGUAGGAGGGCGGAGGAAUCUCCAUCUCCACCUCCGUCUCCACCUCCAUGCCCCCGCCCCCCGCCGGGCCCGGCUCAGAUCCCCCUUGCGGCGGCCGCUAGCCGAUCCGCCUAGCCCCGCCCGAUCCGAUGGGCGGGGAGGUGCCGGAGCCGCGGCGGCUGAGCCGCGCGCUCAGCUUCGGCUGCGUGCCCGACGAGGCGCUGCACCUGGUCAUGGGCUACGUCGACGCCCCGCGCGACCGGGAGGCCGCCUCGCUCGUCUGCCGCCGCUGGCACCGCAUCGACGCGCUCACCCGCAAGCACGUCACCGUCGCCUUCUGCUACGCCGCCGACCCGGCCCGCCUCCUCGCCCGCUUCCCGCGCCUCGAGUCGCUGGCCCUCAAGGGCAGGCCGCGCGCCGCCAUGUACGGCCUCAUCUCCGACGACUGGGGCGCCUACGCCGCGCCCUGGGUCGCACGGCUCGCCGCGCCGCUCGAGUGCCUCAAGGCGCUCCACCUGCGACGCAUGACCGUCACCGACGACGACGUCGCCACGCUCAUCCGCUCCCGCGGCCACAUGCUGCAGGAGCUCAAGCUCGACAAGUGCUCCGGCUUCUCCACCGACGCCCUCCGCCUCGUCGCCCGCUCCUGCAGAUCCUUGAGAACAUUAUUUCUUGAAGAAUGCGUGAUUACUGGUGAAGGUGGUGAAUGGCUUCAUGAACUUGCUGUCAACAAUUCUGUUCUCGUGACACUGAACUUCUACAUGACUGAGCUCAAAGUGGUGCCGGCUGAUCUGGAGCUUCUAGCAAAGAACUGCAAAUCAUUACUUUCUUUAAAGAUCAGUGAGUGUGACCUUUCAGACCUGAUUGGUUUUUUCGAAGCAGCCAAUGCAUUGCAAGAUUUUGCUGGAGGAUCGUUCAAUGAGGUAGGAGAGCUAACAAAGUAUGAAAAAGUCAAGUUUCCACCAAGAAUAUGCUUCUUGGGGCUUACGUUCAUGGGGAAAAAUGAGAUGCCUGUUAUCUUCCCCUUCUCUGCUUCAUUAAAGAAACUGGACUUGCAGUACACUUUCCUCACCACUGAGGAUCAUUGCCAGCUUAUCUCAAAAUGUCCAAACCUAUUUGUUCUCGAGGUGAGGAAUGUGAUAGGAGAUAGAGGGCUAGAGGUUGUCGGCGAUACAUGCAAGAAGCUACGAAGACUUCGAAUUGAGCGAGGGGAUGAUGAUCCAGGUCUACAAGAAGAGCAAGGAGGAGUUUCUCAGUUAGGCCUGACAGCGGUAGCUGUUGGUUGCCGUGACCUGGAGUACAUAGCUGCCUAUGUAUCUGAUAUCACCAACGGUGCUCUCGAAUCCAUCGGGACCUUCUGCAAAAAUCUCUACGACUUCCGGCUUGUCCUGCUCGACAGACAAAAGCAGGUAACCGAUCUGCCGCUCGACAACGGUGUCCGUGCUCUGUUAAGGAGCUGCACCAAGCUCCGGAGAUUUGCUCUCUACCUGAGACCUGGAGGGCUCUCAGACACAGGCCUCGACUACAUCGGGCAGUACAGCGGCAACAUCCAGUACAUGCUACUGGGCAACGUUGGUGAAUCCGACCACGGAUUGAUCCGCUUUGCAAUCGGGUGCACCAACCUGCGGAAGCUUGAGCUUCGGAGCUGCUGCUUCAGCGAGCAAGCCCUGUCCCUCGCGGUGCUCCACAUGCCGUCGCUCAGGUACAUAUGGGUGCAAGGCUACAAAGCCUCUCCAGCAGGCCUCGAGCUCCUCCUCAUGGCGAGGCGGUUCUGGAACAUCGAGUUCACGCCCCCCAGCCCCGAGGGCUUGUUCCGCAUGACGCUCGAAGGAGAACCCUGCGUGGACAAGCAGGCCCAGGUUCUUGCCUACUACUCCCUUGCUGGUCAGAGGCAGGACUGCCCUGACUGGGUGACCCCGUUGCAUCCAGCUGCAUGAUUGUUUGUAAAUACAUCUAGUUGUGUGUACGUACGUACUCUACUGUAUUGCCCCUUGGGGUCCCUUUGGCAAGAAACGUAUCUGAAUAUGGUAAUUUGUAUGGAUGUAGAUCAUUAGCUUAGCUGCUUUGGUGCCCUAAUAAGCUAGUGCUGUAGUGCUGUAGCUGAGGUGUAGUGCAAUAAGUUGCCGUUGUCGCUUGUACUACUAUGUAUGUAAUCCUGGGAAGUUGUAUGCUAAAGUUGCUCUGUGCUUUGAUCCUUGA
Molecule: messenger RNA, 2267 nt
Organism: Aegilops tauschii subsp. strangulata
Lineage: Eukaryota; Viridiplantae; Streptophyta; Magnoliopsida; Poales; Poaceae
Product: coronatine-insensitive protein homolog 1a
Molecular function (GO): protein binding
Source: RefSeq, a predicted model, not a curated record